AAGGAAGAAAGAUAGAAAAUGAUGUCCCUUUCUCUUUCUCUUUCUCUGUCUUCUCCUACACACCAUUUUGCUUCAUACAAUAAGCAGCAGAUAUGCGCUUUGAGAUCUCCUCAAUCUCAUCAGACUAAGAUUUCUCAGCAAAAGUUGCAGCCAAGUUCCAGUUUUUCUUGCUAUAACCCUCUCAGAGUUUCAAUUGAUUUAAGUGGAGAGAUGAAGAGGAAGAGAAGUGGAGGAGUGGUUUGUUAUGCUUCUGCAGCUCUUGCUCCUAGAAAUCUACAGUGGGUCUGUGCUAUUUCCUCUUUGUAAGUCUCCUUUACUUCAUUAUGCUUAUUGCUGCUAAGUUUGCUUCAUCAUUUGCUGGUAAAAUGGGGGUAUUAAUCUUUUUCCUUUCCAUUUUUACCAUGUUUUGACCGAGUGAAAUUGGAGUAGAUAGCAGGAGGUAGGUGUAGCUUGAAUAUAUUUUAGCACAGGCGAAUUAUAAGUUGACUUGAGAAAACGAAGCCAUUUGCUUUUUGUUAAAUUAAGUAAGUAAACUUUAUUAGAAUUCCAGCACCAAGGAGAUGCUUUUUGACAAAAUAAGUAUAAAAAAGAGCCCCUGAGCCCCUAUCUGAAGUUGUAGGGAGCAUAUGAAGUCCAUCAAAGCGUCUGCAUUAUUCAAACAGGAAGAUUCAAAAUGUGAUUAGCUUCAGAAACUCCACUAGAGCACCUCCAGUUCCUCUCUCCCUACAUAAGGGCCAAAACUAUGCAUUAUGGGAUCGUGUACCCAUAGGCAGAUCCAGGAUUUUAAGGUUGUGGGUUCCCAGAAAAAUAAAUUACAACCAAGGAAACAUGUAAUUUUAUUAGUUGAUUUCUUUUUAGUUGAUUUUGUAAUUUUUUUUUUCUGAAAAAGAAAAAAGAAGAAAGGAAACAUGGGUUACUAAGCUACAGUCUCUUACUGCGUUUUGCUGGGGAAAAAAAUAAGCAGAUUUGAAUUUUAAAAAUGAGUCCAAUAGGAAUCGAUCCCGCAUACAUCUGGACAAAAUCUGCUUCAAGUGUCCCCUGUUUGCCAUUGACCGAUCGGGUCAUUUAGUUGUGGGUUCCAAACUAAAAAUACUUAUACAUUACUAUAUUUU
Molecule: messenger RNA, 1112 nt
Organism: Lycium ferocissimum
Lineage: Eukaryota; Viridiplantae; Streptophyta; Magnoliopsida; Solanales; Solanaceae
Product: cold-regulated 413 inner membrane protein 2, chloroplastic-like
Exons: 2
Coding region: 19-306 (95 amino acids)
Source: RefSeq, a predicted model, not a curated record